AUGAGAAAAGCAUUAUACUUCAAAUUUUUCUGUGCACUUUCAAUUUUUUUCCUGACUAUUUUUGUUUUACCUUUAGAAGCAAAAGAAGAAAUAUGUAAUGGUGACGAAUGUUAUUCUAAAGAAUUCGUCGCAACAGAAGAAUUCCAAGAAGUACGUGAAGGACAAGAAAUACAUCCAGGUUUGCAUGUCAAAAUAGACAUGAGUACCGGAAAGAAAUACGCGAAAAUACUUGAUCCAAAUGAUAACGAAACUAAUAAAUCUUCAGAAGUGAUAAUAAUUGACGAACAUGGCAAUCCAAUAAAUCAAGAAGAAAAUGCAUCCGAAAAUUUAUUAAUUACUGAUAAAUCACAAACUAACAAUAAAGAUUCCGAUUUAAAAUUUCAUCAAGAUUCUAAUGAAAGUAUUUUUUCACAUCCAUUUAUUACAUCAAAGCAUAAAGAGAAUGUUCGUAUCCCACAUUCAGAUCAUGUUCAAUUUGAAUCCUAUCUUUCACAAUUAGAAAAUUCAUCAUCCAUUCAAGUCAUAAAUUCAGCUUUAGAUGGAUUAGAAGAAUUGGUUCAUGAACUAGAUUUUGGAAUUAAAUUGGCUAGAAGUCAAGGCAUAAAAAUCAUACUUGCACUUUUAGAUCAUGAUUCGGCUCAAAUCAAGAAGAAAGCGGCCAUUGUUAUUGGAACUGCAAUGCAGAACAAUCCUACGGCACAAAAUGAUGUAAGCCACCUAAAUAUUGUGACUCGAAUUUUCGAAAGUUUGUCAAUUGAAAGUGAUAUAAAAGUCUCGAUUCGACUUUUAUACGCAUUAUCAAGUAUCGUACGAGGAAACAAAAAUGCGAUUCAAUUCAUUAAAGAUAGUAACGGAUUACAAAGUCUUGUAAAUUUAUAUCAGAGUUCAUCAAAUAAUGAAUUUCGUGCAAAGUGUGCUUUGUUCAUAUCAGAUUUUAUAGAUCCAAAUAUGAUAGGACAAAAUACAGGACUUUUUGAACAAGGUCAAUAUUAUGACUCCAUAGAUCCAUUAAUGAACGUUAUGGAAAUAUGGUGUAGAAAAUUCCAAGAAACUUUGUUUGAUAAUACAGGAAGUUCAAAUAAAGUUGACAUCGAUUCAAGAGAAAAAAUACUCAAAGGAAUUUCAAUGAUCAAAAGUCAAUAUUCCAGUUCAUGCGAAACACAGGAUGGAUUUAAGAAUUGGAUAGUUAAAGAAGAAAUUGAAGCAAUAGGGGAAGAUUAUUUAGAAGAUUAUUAUAAAUUGAUCAUUCAAGUUAAAGCUCAAUUUGGAUUUUGA
Molecule: messenger RNA, 1275 nt
Organism: Funneliformis caledonium
Lineage: Eukaryota; Fungi; Glomeromycota; Glomeromycetes; Glomerales; Glomeraceae
Source: the annotation of a GenBank genome assembly